GAGGGACUAACGACAAAGCAGCGCCGAGAGGCCGCCGCUCAGCCGGCCACACUCACCUACGCCGCCACCCACGAUUCUGUUUGCGGAAACGGCGGCUCCGCGCCACGCGAGUCUUGUUACGUCACUUCCGGGGGCGCGCGGUCACGUGUCGGGACGUCCCGGAGGGGAGCGUCGUGUCCUCCGCGCCGGAACUACGAGUCCCGACGUGCCGCGCGCGGCGGCGUGCAGAGAAGCAGCUCGGCGCGAGCGGCGGAGCGCAUUGGUGGUGGGCGCGGCUGGCGGCCGGGGGCGUGGGGCCGAGCGUCCGCCGGAGCGCCGCGGGUACGCCGGCCUGACUCGCGCUCCGCCAGGUGGCUGGGCCGAGGACACUCGCGACCUUCGAGGAGCUGCGGCCAGGCUGUGCGGCGGGAGCGGCGACCGCGGUCCUGAGUAAUCCUAUGUAAUUUUGUGUUUGGCCAUGAAGUUCAGAAUAUAGAAGACAUAAUGGGAAAACUCUAUGUGGAAAUAAUACAGCAGGAAUGUCACAGCCCUGGCUAUCAUUCCAGAAGAGGGUGCUCAACUUUUGAGGGGAUAUAGGCAAUUCUAGCCUCUGUAAGAAGCUGAAAUCCAUCACCAUCAUUCAAAAUGCAAUGGAAUGUACCACGUACUGUGUCUCGGCUGGCACAGAGGACAUGCUUGGAACCACAGAAAACUGGUCUCUUUGGACACCGUCAGAACAUAAAGGGACCGUUACUUUUGAAUAAUGCUGAAUUCAGAGUAUUUUGGGUUCAAGAUCCUCAGAAGCAGUGGCUGCACUUACCUACUGCCCAGUGCCUUGCCAAGGAGAGGAAAUCAUCGGGUGCUCAGGGACCCCGGCAGGUCCUUUGCCACAAGCAGUGGGAACAGGUGGUUUUGUCCAGAAGGGUUUUCUCAUCUAGUGCCACAGACAAAGGGAUUCCUUCAGAAAAAAAAGAAGAGCUUGAUCCUUUACAAGACAAAUCUAUUAGUCUUUAUCAGCGAUUUAAGAGAACAUUUAGGCAAUAUGGGAAAGUUUUGAUUCCUGUGCAUCUAAUAACUUCUGGUAUUUGGUUUGGAGCAUUUUAUUAUGCAGCCAUAAAAGGAGUGAACGUCAUUCCUUUCCUGGAGCUCCUUGGGUUACCCGACAGCGUAGUGAACAUCCUGAAAAAUUCCCAGAGUGGAAAUGCUCUGACGGCAUAUGCCAUGUUCAAGAUUGCAACACCUGCGCGCUACACAGUGACCUUGGGAGGAACGUCCUUUACUGUGAAGUAUUUGCGCAGUCGAGGCUACAUGUCCACACCACCACCUGUCAAGGAGUAUCUGCAAGACAGGAUGGAAGAGACCAAGGAGCUCAUCACAGAGAAAAUGGAAGAGACCAAGGAUAGACUCACUGAAAAACUACAGGAAACCAAAGGAAAAGUUUCUUUUAAGAAAAAAGUGGAAUAGGGUGCCUUAUAUAACAAAUUAUAGAAAGUUCCUUCACUUUAACCCUCUGGAGACUUUGGGCAAAGAUACAUGCUUCUGAUUAUUUUUUGAUUAGUUGCCUAAGUAGACCAGUUCUCUGAGGGUUAAAGAACUAAAAUACCUUUUUAAAGUUAAAUAUCCUAUAAAAAUCAGUGUUUUUUGAGAGGAAGAAAUGAGCCCAGUAUAGGAAUCAGUAGCAUCAGUAAACCAUGGCUACUGGCUUAGAAUCCAGGGUUCUUUUCCUAGCUCUUCAGGAUCUCUUUGCUUCAUGUUCUCCAGUGUAUGCAGACGAGACUGUUGACUUCUUGGAUAACUGCAGCCUGUAGGCGGAAAGCUAACACUGGGUCUUAGUCUUCGUGAUAUUCAUUGAGGUUUUAACUGUAUUCAGUUCUCCGUGGAGACAGGCUUGCACCUGUGAAUAGGAGGGUGUUAGUCUUUCUAUGAAAAAGAUAUAAAGUUACCUAUUAGCUAUAAAAUAUAGAACUUCUAUGAAGAAAGUGGAAUAAAAAUUGAAUCUUGUAUAUAAAUAAGAUGUAUCAAUUACAUAUAAAUGAACAGUGGACCCUUUCGAGAUGAUUUUUACCCAAAGCUUGUCAAAAUCACAUUUUUUAAGCAAAUAUAUAGCCAAAAUGCUUUUUCAAAACUGGGUGUUGGUUGUGGUCACCUAGAAUUUCACCUUCCAGUGAAUCACUUCCUAUCUUCUUUACCUAGUCUUUCAAGGAAAAGUGAAGGUUUUACUAGUUUAUUGUUCAAAUCAUAUGUUCUUCAACAGCAACUCAGGCUCAUGAUUCCCAAAGAAGGAGAGAUUUGGGAGACCACAGGUAGUGCCAGGCUGCUAUGGAGAUAGCACUGUCCCUGGGUCAGCAAGGGCCUCUUCCCAGGAAGCUGAUGUGGAUUCCCAAUAUCUUAGUCUCAGAGCCAGUGUUGAUUUCAUGAUGGGGUGAGUCUUAAAGUUGUGGCUGCCACUUUUUCUCACAUUGGAGGGAAAUACCCUUGCUUUAUUUAGUGUUCUGCUUGAUUGUUUCAGAGCAAAUCUAUCACUGUCAUUAAAUUCUUUGCUUAGAAUGAAAUCCAGCAGUUAUCUAGAAACUGUGAUUUGGGGGUGUACUUGGGUAUGUGGGCGUGUUUCCUUUUUUUCAUAUUUUUUAAUUGUAGAUGGGCACAAUAGCUUUAUUUUAUUUAUUUAUUUUUAUGGGUGCUGAGGAUUGAACCCAGUACCUCACACAUACUGGGCAAACACUCCUCCAGUGAGCUACAGCCCCAGCCCCUGUGGUUCCCUUUUAUACUAACAACUGCUUCAGUGGAUUGGUAGGAGAGGAGGAAGUGGCCCUUUCAGAGGCCGGCAUGAGAGACUGCCUCAUGGCUGUCCUGCACAAUCCCUGCUGUUUGGCAGGAUUUUCCUCUCAAAUGUCAAGUUUAGAAAAUAGUUCAAAGGACAAAAAUGUUUACAUUGGGCCCCUCUGAUCGCCACACAGGCGCUCCUUCAGUGACUGCUGUGGUUGGAAUCUUCUCUGUGGGAAUGGGUGUGGCGGAGGCACAUGGUGCGUCUGCUCUGCUGGUGGGAGUGCAGUGCGCUGCCUCAGGUUGAUGGUGCGGUGUCAGAUUUAAAUGUGGUCACACAGUGAGCAUGUCCCUUAAAUAACUGAGAUAUGGAAUUCCAAGAUAGUGACAAAUUUCUCAUUUCUUUUUGUCUACCUGAGACAGCCUGGGUUAAACUCUGGUGUUACGUGCAGUUUGUACUCUGAAGAUGGUUUCUUUUUUACCUUUCACAUUGCACAGGGUAUAUUAAUUAUGGGGAUAAGUUGUGGGGUUUUAGAUGUUAUUGAUGAUUCUGAGACUAAAAUUUGCUUUUCCUGAGUAGGUGUCUUUUAUUUAGCCUGUUUAGGUUUUGAAACCAUCCAUCUUCAUAAUUAAGUUUAUUUAGAUGCAGAAAAUCAGAUACUGCUUAGGGAUGCUUUGAAGGUAUCUGGUAAAAUAAUUCUCUGAAGAUUUGGGAAGUUCAACAUGUUAUCACUAUUUGGCAUCAGGAGUGAUAUAAAAAUGUUGUUGUCAGUGUGUUGUUAACCUAGUCCUUAAGGCUUAGAGGGGGCCUCUGGUAUACUGAGUUUAUAGUAUUGUUGAUAGCAGGCCAGCAGAUUAUGGUGAGGUGCCAAGGUAACUUACCUAAUGUGUAAAAUACUUAGUUUGCUGUGUAUAACGAGCCUCUUCUCAUUUGCAGGGGGCCUCGUGCUCAGGUUCAUUCACCUGUGGCUGCCGUGAGCCCGGAGAGGCCAAGCAGCCGGUGUCUGUGUGCCAUCCACACUCACGAGGAACUAGCCAGCAUAAGGUGGGCGGAAGGGCUUGCUUAGUGAAUUAGUAAUCAAAAUUUAAAACAGAUUAGGUAAGAGACUUAAUUUAUUCAAGAAUAAAAGUACAACCAACCUUUAAAAAAGUGCCGCAUCAGAAAACGCCCAUUACUGAGACAGCCUUUUGCUAUGACAGAAUGCCGUGUGGAUUUCAACAGGAGAAAAGGAAUGCCUGUAUUGAGAUGACCUUCCUCCCAGUAGUGAAAAUAAUAAAAUUUUGCCUUCAAAUGUCACCAUGAGUUUAUUAGUUGCUACAGAAUGCACGUACGCUCGCUUAUAAAGGGAGGACUGGUCCCUUAUGCUCAGGAUGAGGUGGAGCUGUUGGCUCUCCGCCUCAGUAACUUAGAAGUACUGCUAGGAGUUGUAAACCUCUGUGUUGGAAGGAGAGAAGAAGCUGUGUGCUGGGCAUGUUGAGCCCUCUCUGUUCUCUGCGCUGGGUACACACCAUCUUUGGGCUACUUUGGAAGAUGAUAAUGGUCACUAAAUAGGCAGAAUGUGAUUUUAACAAAUGAAGCAGGGACAAAAGAGUUCAUCUCCUGUUUUUUCUAAAAAUAAUUUCUAGAAAAUGUUUUUGUAAGGUAUAUAUGCAUUUCUCAAUUAUCGAAGGCUUCCUUCUGGGGAAGAACUUGUCAUGGAAACAUAGCCACAUCUCUCCUGAUGACUGUGAUUCCCUGUUGAAACUAAGACCUUUAUUUCAGGUUUUCAAAACUGAUUCUAUUAACUAGGCCUCAAAUAAGAUCUAAAUGUGACUGUUUUAGUCAGCUUUUUCACUGCUGUGACUUAAAGGUCUGACCAGAACAGUUUUAGGGGAGAAAAAGUUUGAGGACUCACGGUUUCAGUCCACGGACAGCGGGCUUCAUUCCUUGCAGCUGGAGGUGAGGCAGAACAUCGUGCUGGAAGAGUGUGGCAGAGGGAAGCAGCUCGCAUGAUGAUCAGGAAGCAGAGAGCGAGCAGUCUCCACUUGCCUGAUACAAUAUGUAUCCCAAAGCCAUGCCCCCAAUUCCCUCCUCCUCCAGCUACACCCCACCCUUAAGGGACCACCCAGUUAAUCCCCAUCAGG
Molecule: messenger RNA, 4866 nt
Organism: Sciurus carolinensis (gray squirrel)
Lineage: Eukaryota; Metazoa; Chordata; Mammalia; Rodentia; Sciuridae
Gene: Mims1
Product: family with sequence similarity 210 member A
Exons: 5
Coding region: 625-1443 (272 amino acids)
Cellular component (GO): mitochondrion
Source: RefSeq, a predicted model, not a curated record